UUCCUCACUUCAAACCCCCCGGCCACCUUAUCCAUUCUUCUUUCAGUGCGCCGAUCUUCUGAACUCCGGCGGGCGGCGAUGGCGGCCGCCGACGACGUGAAGUUGUUGGGGACGUGGUGGAGCCCAUUCGUGCUCCGAGCCCGAAUAGCUCUGAACCUCAAGUCGGUGGAGUACGAGUUCAUUGAGGAACCAAUGUUUCCCAAGAGCGAGCUCCUCCUCAAAUCCAACCCGGCUUACAAGAAAGUGCCCGUCCUCAUCCACAACCGCCGCCCCAUUUCGGAAUCCGCCGUCAUCGCACAGUACAUCGACGAUGUCUGGUCCUCUUCUUCUUCUCCUCCGCCGCCUCCCUCCAUCUUUCCCUCAGAUCCUUACCACCGUGCCACCGCCCUGUUUUGGUCCCGUUAUAUUGACGAUCAGAUAUUCCCAAUUUUGCACGGGUUAUGCUUCGCAACGCACGAGGGAGACAAGAAAGAGGAAAUGAAGAAGCUUGUGGAAAUGAUAUCUCCAUUGGAAGAUGUACUGUUGCUAAUAAAGAGGAAAGGCAAUAAUAAAUUCUUUGGAGGAGAGAGGAUUGGGUGGCUGGACAUUGCUCUGGGAAGCCUCGUGGGUUGGUUCAAGGCGGUGGAGGCGGCGUGUAACGGCGGCGUCGAGUUGUUUUUCGAGGGGAGUCCGAGUUUGUCCCGAUGGUCGGAGGAUUUCGCCGCCGAGGAUGCCGUCAGAGGCGUCUUGCCGCCGACAGAGGAGCUGGUGGAGUUUGCCAAGGGGUUCUCUGAGAUUCUGAAAGGGGCCCGGAAAUCCAAUUAGCCUUGCAGCUGCUCUGAUUUGAUUUCCUUGCCUUUCUUUCUUUCUUCUCCUUCAAUUCGGGUUUCAAUUUAAUUGUCUCUAUUGUAUUGCUGUGUUCUUUGUUUUGUUUUUUUACUACACUGUGUGUCCCUACUCCCUACGUUAUUACAAUAAUAUUAAUAUAAAGUUUGUUUUAAU
This is a messenger RNA of Cuscuta campestris, 981 nucleotides long. The record is from the annotation of a GenBank genome assembly. Lineage: Eukaryota; Viridiplantae; Streptophyta; Magnoliopsida; Solanales; Convolvulaceae.